Molecule: messenger RNA, 1364 nt
Organism: Labrus mixtus (cuckoo wrasse)
Lineage: Eukaryota; Metazoa; Chordata; Actinopteri; Labriformes; Labridae
Product: trace amine-associated receptor 13c-like
Exons: 2
Coding region: 1-990 (329 amino acids)
Biological process (GO): G protein-coupled receptor signaling pathway
Cellular component (GO): membrane
Molecular function (GO): trace-amine receptor activity
Source: RefSeq, a predicted model, not a curated record
AUGGAGACCUUGGAGAUAACUGAACCAUGCUUUCCACAACUCCUCAACACCUCCUGUAGACGGGCAAUUCGUCCUCACUUUGAGGUCAUGCUGACUUAUAUUCUGCUGUCCUUCAUCUCUCUGGUCACUGCAGCUCUAAACCUGCUGGUCAUCAUCUCAAUCUCCCACUUCAAGCAACUUCAUACUCCUACCAACUUCCUCCUCCUCUCUCUGGCUAUCUCAGAUUUCUUCAUUGGCCUCCUCAUGAUAUUUCAAAUUAUGCUCAUCGAUGGCUGCUGGUUGCUUGGUGACCUCAUAUGUACUCUGUAUCAGUAUAUAGCAUAUAUUGUUGUAUCUGCUUCCGUAGGAACCAUGGUACUCAUAUCUAUUGAUCGCUAUGUGGCUAUUUGUCAUCCUCUUCAUUACCCCAGGAAAGUCACUCUAAAAAGAGUUCAAGUCUGUGUCUGUCUGUGUUGGAUCUGUUCUGUGAUCUUUCAGAGUCUGGUUUUGAAGGAUAUCCUGGAACAGCCAGGCAGGUAUCAUUCCUGUGUUGGAGAGUGUAUAUUUUUUAUUAACUACAUUGCAGGAAUUGCAGAUCUCAUUUUUACAUUUAUUCUUCCCAUCACUGUUAUUGUUGUUUUGUACUUGAGAGUAUUUGUGGUGGCUGUGUCUCAGGCUCGGGCAAUACGCUCUCACGUUGAAGCUGUCACACUGCAGCAAUCAACAAGAUUAACUGCCAAAAGAUCUGAAAUGAAAGCAGCCAGGACUCUUGGUAUUGUCGUGAUUGUCUUUCUGAUAUGUCUCUGCCCAUAUUACUGUGUCGCUCUAACAGGCCAAGAUAACCUGCUCAAUGCAUCAUCUGCUACUUUUGUUCUAUGUUUGGCAUAUUUUAACUCCUGUCUUAACCCUGUGAUCUAUGCCUUUUUUUACCCUUGGUUUAGAAAAUCAAUAAGACUCAUUGUCACACUGAAGAUACUGCAGCCUAACUCGUGUAAUGCUCAAGUCCUGUAGAGGACAAUAAGUCAAGUAAAUCAAACUUCGAAUUUUAGAUACCAAACAUUUAUUUUCUGCAUUGUGCUUCAAUUUAAUUCAUCAAUGUGUGUCCUCUUCACACUGUGAUAUAAUAUGAAUCCAGUCUUGUGUUCCAUACCCCUCCAUACUUUCUCUAGCUGUAUAAAAGCAUUUUAUGUAUAUUUCAUAAGUAGUUUUGAAUGACAUUAUGGUAUUUUAAUGAGAUCAAAUAUGUGACACAUGGUCAUGCAGUAAAGAAUUUACCUUAUUUUUGUUUAGCUGGAAUCUUGAUUUUGAUAAAUAGAGGGGCCCGUUCAGCCUUAUUAGUCAAGGUCUGGAUGUUGGAAUACUUUUGGGAUGCUAUGGAGAAGUAA